CGAGGCAUUCCCACAGGGAGAAAAGGUAAUCUCUAGUUUCCCAUUUAAGUUAUUUCAUUGCUGGAUUUUCUCUCAGGCAGACACAUCCUGGGCUGUUACAGUUCUUUUCUCCUUAGCCAAGCUUGUUUUCGGCAUUCUCGGGUAAGAAAUAAACUUCGAAGGCUUGACAAAGAUAUUCACUUUUUUUUUUGUUUUUUUGUUUUUCUUGUUGCAGCUUGGCUUUGUCUGUAAUUUGGCCUCUCCACAUCAUUGUUUUCAUGCUUGUCAAUCCUCCAGCUUUUCCGUUUCUGAACCAAGUCUUUAUUCAGCUCGACAGUGCUUGGGGCUUGCUAGGAACCACCGCGUUUGCAAUCUUUUGCUACUACCUCGUCAUGUCUGUCAUAUCUGGAGAGAUGCAUUCCAUUCAUCCAAUGAAGUAAGCACUUUUUUUAUUAAAAAAAAAAGUUUUUUCUAUGAAACUAUACCAAGGCACGCUCAUGAACUAUCCUUCUAUGUUCAACAAGGUGAUCCAGCGAUCCAAUGUGGCUCCACGCGCAGAGCACGCACGAGAAUGUGAUCGCAUCGGGCGAUCGGCCGUGCCCAGUGCGGCAUAGCAUCGAAGACCGAUCGCCCGAGAUCGACCUCGCUGGAGGAGACGCUGGCGUGGAGGAGAUUGUUCCAGCUCGAGACGUCCCUCUCGGCGUCGCGGAAGAACUCCUGGGCUUCGCGAAUUUGCCCGCAUUGGGCAAAUGCUGCGAUUAUCGUGUUCGCCGAGGCGACGCUCCGGGCAGGCAUCCGCGCGAAGACCUCCCGCGCCUCCCCGAUUCGGAGGCGCUGUGCGGCGAUGGUGAGCAUCGAGUUCCAGGUGAUGACGUCGCGGCGGGGGAAUUCCACGAACAGGGAUCGCGCGUCGCGGAAGCAGCCGUUCUGGGCAAGCGCGGCGAUGGUGAUGUUGAUGGUGAAGAGGUUGCGGACGCGGAGCUCGCGGAAGACGGCCAUGGCGCUGGCAAUGGAGCGGCAGGCGCCAUACAUCUGGAUGAGGAGAUUGGCGACGAAGAGAUCGGUGUGCCAGCCAGAGCGGACGAUCUGCGCGUGCAAUCGCCGGCCGCCCUCCAGAUCCCUGCCCGCGAUGCAUCGCCGCAGCAGCACGACGUAGCCCGACGCCCCGGGAUCGCUCAUCCUCCUCGUCCCCGCGCAUUUCCAAGGAGGAAGAACAAAUCUGGACAGGCAUAA
Selaginella moellendorffii is the source of this 1212-nucleotide messenger RNA. RefSeq lists its product as uncharacterized. The transcript has 2 exons. The record is from RefSeq and is a predicted model, not a curated record. Bases 520 to 1212 code for a protein of 230 amino acids. NCBI's taxonomy places the organism in Eukaryota, Viridiplantae, Streptophyta, Lycopodiopsida, Selaginellales, Selaginellaceae.